CAAAACAUAAAACUUGAAGCAGUGAUCAUCAAAAUAGCAACAAUGAUGAGCAAUGGUAGUAAUGGAGUUGAUGAUCACAAGGCAAAUAAAGGUAGUGGCUUAGCAAGUGUCCUAGCAUUGGGCACUGCUAACCCUCCCGAUGUUUUCUAUCAAGACGCCUUCCCAGACUUCUACUUUAGAAUCACCAAUAAUGAGCACAGGGUUGAGCUCAAGGAAAAGUUCAAGCGAAUAUGUGAGAAGUCGAUGAUCAAGAAGAGGCACUUUUUCUUGACGGAGGAGAUACUAAAGCAAAAGCCGAACCUGUGUUCAUACAUGGAAGAGAACUCACUAGAUACUCGCCAAGAGAUAGUGGUGGAAGAGGUGCCAAAGCUUGGAGCAAAGGCGGCCGUCAAAGCUUUGGAGGAAUGGGGACGUCCACUCUCAGAGAUCACUCACCUGAUCUUCUGCAGCUCUAGCGGUGUCGACAUGCCGGGCGCUGACUUCCGGCUCAUCAAGCUCCUCGGCCUUCCAUUGUCCACUAAAAGAGUUAUGCUCUACUGCUUGGGUUGCUACGCCGGCGGUACCGUCAUACGAAUAGCUAAAGAUCUCGCAGAAAACAAUCAGAAUGCCCGUGUGCUUGUCGUGUGCUCGGAGAUGACGGUCAGCAGGUUCCGUGGGACUGACGAUGUGCACAUUGAUAGCCUUAUAGCGAAUGCUAUCUUUGGGGAUGGGUCUGCUGCAAUGGUGGUCGGAGCAAACCCCAUUCCCGGCGUGGAAACUCCCUUUUUUGAAGUGGUGUCCACUGACCAAUUUAUCAUCCCGGAUAGCGAGAAAGCACUUCAUUGUCACCUCAGAGAAGUAGGGAUGACGUUCCAUUUACUCAAUGACGUACCAAUAACCAUCAGCAAAGAUAUGGAGAAGAGUUUGUUAAAGGUGUUCGAACCACUAGGCAUACCCAUCUCGGACUGGAACUCAUUGUUCUGGAUCACCCAUACUGGAGGGCGUGCCAUUCUGGAUAGGAUCCAAGAGAAACUGGGGUUGAAUCCGGAGAAGCUAAAACUCACACGUCACGUGAUGAGUGAGUAUGGGAACAUGGCCAGCUGCUGUGUUUUUUUUGUCAUGGAUGAGAUGAGGAAGCGCUCAAUGGCGGAAGAGCUACCCACUGCCGGAGAGGGACUUGAAUGGGGUGUGCUUCAUGGCUUUGGUCCGGGGUUGACCGUGGAGACUAUUGUCCUCCGUGCACCGCCUCUCAAGGCCAAUGGCCUUGUCUCUGAUGAAAAUCAUUAGCUAGCUGUUGUAGCCUGUGUAGCGGCUUCUGUGCAUAUAUGGUGCACGCAAUGUGGUCUUGUCUUUGUUAAUUAAGGGUUUGUCUUAUGUAUGCAUGUCUCUACUUUGAAUAAAGAUCAUUGACAGUAUUGAGUGGUCA
Dioscorea cayenensis subsp. rotundata (Guinea yam) is the source of this 1405-nucleotide messenger RNA. RefSeq names its product chalcone synthase-like. The transcript is spliced from 2 exons. The record is from RefSeq and is a predicted model, not a curated record. Gene Ontology annotation, molecular function: acyltransferase activity, transferring groups other than amino-acyl groups. The coding region runs from base 43 to 1266 and encodes 407 amino acids. Gene Ontology annotation, biological process: polyketide biosynthetic process. Lineage: Eukaryota; Viridiplantae; Streptophyta; Magnoliopsida; Dioscoreales; Dioscoreaceae.